Molecule: messenger RNA, 798 nt
Organism: Acanthosepion pharaonis
Lineage: Eukaryota; Metazoa; Mollusca; Cephalopoda; Sepiida; Sepiidae
Source: the annotation of a GenBank genome assembly
AUGGCUCUCCACAAUAUCCCUUCAUUAAUAUCUAUCUAUCUAUCUAUCUAUCUAUCUAUCUAUCUAUCUAUCUAUCUAUCUAUCUAUCUAUUUCAGUCUGUUAAUAUCUAUCUAUCUAUCUAUCUAUCUAUCUAUCUAUCUAUCUAUUUAUUUUAUUUGUUAAUAUCUAUCUAUCUAUCUAAGUCUGUUAAUAUCUAUCUAUCUAUCUAUCUAUCUAUCUAUCUAUCUAUCUAUCUAAGUCUGUUGAUAUCUAUCUAUGUCUGUUAUCUAUCUAUCUAUCUAUCUAUCUAUCUAUCUAUCUAUGUCUCAUUGUUUAAUAUCUAUCUAUUUAUCUAUCUAUUUCAGUAUUGUUUAACAUCUAUCUAUCUAUCUAUCUAUCUAUUUCAGUAUUGUUUAAUAUCUAUCUAUCUAUCUAUCUAUUUCAGUAUUAACCAUCUAUUAUAUCAUAUCUAUCUAUCUAUUUCAGUAUUGUUUAAUAUCUAUCAUCUAUCUAUCUAUUCAUCUAUCAUUAUCUAUCUAUUUCUAUCUAUUUCAGUAUUGUUUAAUAUCUAUCUAUCUAUCUAUCUAUUUCAGUAUUGUUUAAUAUCUAUCUAUCUAUUUCAGUAUUGUUUAAUAUCUAUCUAUCUAUCUAUCUAUCUAUUUCAGUAUUGUUUAAUAUCUAUCUAUCUAUCUAUUUCAUAUUGUUUAAUAUCUAUCUAUAUCUAUCUAUCUAUCUAUCUAUUUAUCUAUCUAUCUAUCUAUCUAUCUCAGUAUUGUUUAAUAUCUAUCUAUCUAUCUAUCUAUUUCAGUAUUGUUUAA